Hansenula ciferrii is the source of this 3243-nucleotide messenger RNA. RefSeq names its product Ahk1p (gene AHK1). The record is from RefSeq and is a predicted model, not a curated record. Bases 1 to 3243 code for a protein of 1080 amino acids. Lineage: Eukaryota; Fungi; Ascomycota; Saccharomycetes; Phaffomycetales; Wickerhamomycetaceae. The transcript has a single exon.
AUGGCUGAAGUUUCGCCCUUUAUGUUUGAGGAUCUUCAAAAACCCCAGUUUGCAUAUACAAGAAGUCAUAGUAGCUCAAAUGGUUCAAGUUCAGAUAAUUUACCUAAUACCCUCAAUACAAAAAAGAUUACAAAUUUACCAUCAACUUUAGAAGCAAACCUCAAGAAACUUCAAACCAGAAACAUAGAGCUUUACACAAGAAAAGCAACUGCUUUAUACAAUGAGUACAAACAACUUCAUCAUACAUGGAAUAAAUUUAAUCAUAAAUCAACCUCAACCAGCAAGACAAAUCAUUUAAGAUUAUCAUUAUUGGCAUUUCUCAGGUUAAAUCAAGAUGAUUCAUUCAUUGAAUCCAUAGAUGAAAAUGAUCAAGAACUCAAGAAAUAUCAACUAAAGGUUUGUAAAAUUGCUUCAAAGGUACUUAGUCUUUGGUGGAAUACUCUAGUGGAAGAUUUACAAGCCAAUGGUAGUAAAUUUUCAACAAUUGAUAGAAGUGCUUAUCUUGAAUGUAUAAGUCGGAUAAUAUCAAGAAAAGAAUGGAAUGCUGUUAAAUCGCAAUCAACCUUAUACUCAUCUGGUCUAGUGGCCACAUUGGACUACUGUUUUAAUAAACUACUGGUGAUGAAAAAUAUAUCAUUAUCAGUUAAUGCAUUCAUUGGGAAAGUAUUUGCUUAUGGGUUUCUAAAUUUAGAGAACUUUGGUCAUAUGUUAUUAUUCUUAUUAUUUGUGAAAAAUUUCACAAUUAAACAAAUCAUAGAGAAUAAUCCAGCUUUAGAAAAACUUGCUGGUGAUGAACAACUAUUAAAAAAAUUUCAUCCGUCUUUAUCAAACCUAGUGAGUUUCAAAGGUGAUUUUACAGAAUUUUUGUUCAUUGAAAGUGCAAAUCAGCAUAAAUUAUUAGCAUUGAACUGUAUGAAGCCUCCAAAGACACAAUAUAUUGAAGAUCUCCGUAUUGACUUAAAAGACAACAAUUGGGUUAAGAAAUGGGCAGGUUUUGAUAGUGAUAUCUUUUGCUCAUUCUUAAGACACUAUUUGGCAUUAUCAGUUGAUGUUUUGGACCCAUUCGUCUUGGACUAUAAUGAGCUAUUUAAAAUACCAGGCUUCACUAUAAUUUAUGGUCAUUUAGUGGAAAUACUGGAAUCGAACAUUAUGAUGAUUAAGAAAUUCAAAACAACUCAAGCUAAAGAAACUAAUUUCAAUAGUAACUAUUCUACAAGUUCUGCUCUGAAGAACUUUAGCAUUUAUUUGCAAAAAUUACCAAUCAUUAAAGUACUCAAAGUCAUAAGGGAUAUCAUUUAUGAUGGUGAUGAACGUAAAAGUUCAAUGGUUGUUUCUAUUUUUGAAAGAAUUUUGAUAUCUAAAGCCAAGCGUGUCCAAGCUUAUAGCUCAGUUACAUGUGAAGCCAUUUAUACAAUAUUCAUGGAAUUAUUACUACAUUUACAAAAUGAUCAAUAUUGCUUCACUAGGAACUUGAACUUGAGCUUUUGGGUUACUGGUUUGUUGAAAAUGUUGGAUACUGAUAAUAUGAUUUGCCAGACAAGAGCAUUAUCAAUGCUAUUUAACAUUUGGAAUCUUAUACCAAGUGACUUCUUUAUUAAACCAAGCAACAACUACGGAUUUGAUUCUUCCUUUUGGAACAAAGCUCCAAAAAAUUCAUUGAUUUUCAACUUGUCAAAUUAUUUACUUUCAAACGAAGUUUGGGAAAAGUUUUUUACACAUUGGCAUCCAUUAGUUCGUCAAUUCUACCAAAGAUUAUUGAUUUUCAAAAUUAUUGGUAACUCAAAUGAUAAUUACUCUAAUUACUUGAAUUUUAAAAAGAUUUUAAAAUCAAAUUUGUCUUCAACUUUUCAAAUAUUCAAAGAGGAAGUAUCAACAGAUUCUAUCACUCCAAUAAUGAAUAUGGAUUUAAUGCCAGCAAAUCCUAUGCUUAAUAGGAAAUUAAUUGUAUCACCCAUGGAAUCAUUUCAAUCAUCAAUGAAUAUCCUAGAUAACUUUGAUUCUGUUCAAUUCUUGCAAAAUGGUGCUGGAACAUCAACAAGAAGUGCAACAAGCUCAGCUAUGAUUAUUGAUACAAAUAAGAAAAUUUAUGCUUAUGAUAUUUUCGAUGAAGCUAUCUAUUCAAGUUCAAUUGGGUUUAAUACAAGUAAAUCAUCAACCAAUUUACAUUCAACAGGCCAAAGUACAAGAAAAAACUCACCAACAAGCUCCCCAUCAAUGACCAGAUCAUCUUCUGCAACUACAUUGGGUAGAGUGCCAAUAUUAGGAAGUGCUCUGAGUUUUUUCAAGAAGGUCAAUCAAUCACAGCCAACUAUUAAAGUUAACUCAAGAAAUUCAUAUUCACCUUCACCAACCUCAUCCCCACAACAAGCGUUGAGUCCUCCAUAUCAAGGUCCAGAAGAUCAAUCCAUUUUUAGAGCUCGUACAAACUCAAAUGUUUUAAAUCCUGUUCCAUCAGUUUCGUCUUCAAGCUCCAGGUCACCAAGUUUCAAAGCUCCAAAUUCGAUUUUAUCGUCACCAUCUUCAUCAUUAUCAGAUAUAUCUGACGAAGAUAACAAUUAUUCUUUACAAAAGCAUAGACAAGUCUCAUCAAAUACAUUAAGCUCUACAGCUUCAAGUAGAUUAAGUGUUUUAUCUUCAGCAAAUUCAAUCAAUUCAUCAUCUCCAAUGGAAGCAUUACCAACACCACCAGAAUUAUUAAAUAAAGUUCCAGAAAUCAAGAAAUUUAAAUUUAGAUUUCAACUAGUUGUUGCAAAUGAUCCAUCUCAAUUACAGUAUAGAAUUGUCAAUGCUAGUAAAGGUGUUUCACCAAAAAAAUUCUUCCUUUCAGAAGUUAAUAAAGCAAGAAUACCAAAAAUGCCAACUAUCCCAUUUGAACAGAAAACAAACGAGCUUGGUUUAGUAACUGAUGGUGCAUUCUAUAGUUUUAAUGGUGAUCGUGAAUUUUCAAAUGAUUCAGAUGAUGAAGAUGAUCAAUUAGUUGUUAUUCCAAGAAAUUCAAUUUCCUCAAGAACUCAAGAAGAUCAAAAACUUACUUUCAAUAGCAUCAAAAAUCAUUUAUUAUUAGGUAAAUCAUUGAAUGAAUGGGAGCUAAUUGUUGAGGAAUACGAGAAAUAUAUCGGUUUAGUCAAUGAAAUCAACUCAAUGUCAGAUACACCAAUUAGUGAUGAAUUUUUCCAUGAUCCAAUGCUAAUUGCAGAUAUUCCACCAACUUCAAAAUCAGGUAAUUAUAGUACACUUGCAUAA